This is a messenger RNA of Seriola aureovittata, 2229 nucleotides long. It is a transcript of the gene polb, whose product is annotated as polymerase (DNA directed), beta. Gene Ontology annotation, cellular component: nucleus. Gene Ontology annotation, biological process: double-strand break repair via nonhomologous end joining. The transcript is spliced from 14 exons. The record is from RefSeq and is a predicted model, not a curated record. Bases 140 to 1150 code for a protein of 336 amino acids. Gene Ontology annotation, molecular function: DNA-directed DNA polymerase activity; DNA binding. NCBI's taxonomy places the organism in Eukaryota, Metazoa, Chordata, Actinopteri, Carangiformes, Carangidae.
CGUCUGUCGGUCAUUGUUCUGCGUGAGCUAGCUAAUGUGCUAAAGGCUAACUAAGAAUACAGAGAGGUCUUAACUUUUUUGCAAGCAUAUAAGAUCGUUUGAAGUCUGAAAGGACAUUUGAGACCUUAUCAAAUCCACAAUGAGCAAGAGGAAAGCGCCACAGGAAUCACUAAACGAAGGAAUAACAGACUUUCUUGUGGAGCUGGCCAAUUACGAGAAAAAUGUCAACAGGGCAAUACACAAGUACAAUGCAUACAGGAAAGCAGCAUCUACCAUUGCCAAGUACCCUAACAAGAUCAGAAGUGGUGAAGAGGCCAAAAAACUGGAUGGUGUUGGAGCUAAAAUAGCAGAAAAGAUUGAUGAGUUUCUACAAACUGGCAAAUUACGGAAACUAGAAAAGAUCCGAAAUGAUGACACAAGCUCUUCCAUCAAUUUCCUCACCAGAGUUACUGGAAUUGGCCCUGCUGCUGCCAGGAAGUUUUUUGAUGAAGGGGUGAAGACAUUAGAAGAUCUGAAAAAGAUCGAGCACAAGCUAAACCAUCAUCAACAGAUUGGACUGAAGUACUUUGAGGAGUUUGAGAAAAGAAUUCCACGUGCUGAAAUGGAAAAGAUGGAGACACUGAUUCUUGGAGAGUUGAAGGAAAUUGAUACAGAAUAUAUUGGAACAAUCUGUGGAAGUUACAGGAGAGGUGCUGCAUCGAGUGGUGAUAUUGAUAUUUUGCUGACCCACCCAGACUACACCUCUCAGACUGAGAAGCAGCCCAAACUCCUCCAUGCUGUGGUCAACCAUUUGGAGUCCAUUGGCUUUGUGACUGACACUCUGUCCAAAGGAGACACCAAGUUCAUGGGAGUCUGCCAGCUGCAGCCGAGUGAUGAAGAUGAGGAAGAAUACCUUCACAGGCGCAUUGAUAUUAGGUUAAUUCCCAAGGACCAGUACUACUGUGGAGUUCUGUAUUUCACUGGAAGUGAUAUCUUCAAUAAAAAUAUGAGAACUCAUGCUCUGGAGAAGGGCUUCACUCUUAAUGAGUACACCAUACGACCACUUGGGGUCACUGGUAUGGCAGGGGAGCCUCUGUUGGUGGAUAGUGAGAGAGACAUCUUUGAAUACAUCCACUACAAAUAUAGAGAGCCAAAGGACCGCAGCGAGUGAAGUUACAGUUACAAAUGUAAUUAAGGCUACAGCUUUCCUGCAAACAAGCUCAGGAGCAUGGGUUUGUGUGUUAGUCUUUUAUAUACCAUUCAACUAUGUUACUGAAAAGAAAACAACUGUGACAGUCAUUGUAAUUAUCUGUUUUGGACAUUUGGACUGUUAAUGAAAUUUAAAACUAAACACAAGACCAUGUGUGUUUAGCACAACCAAAUUGUUAUUUUGUUUUGACCUUAAGUUUAAUCAUCCAUGGUUGUGUAUGAAGAUAUAUGGGCUCACAUUUUUAAGAAGGUUUUUAAAUCAUGCUCAACAGUAAUUUAUUCUAUUUAAAUUUUUUUACCACACCUGAAUACAUUUUAGUUUUUGAUAUUCCAGAAAAUUAUUUCAACAUAACCUGGGAAGAGCAGUCUUAAUGUGAACUAGCUUUUGUUACAAUUGUUACUCGUCCAUCAUGAACAAUGACGACUCUAUCAUCAACACUGUCAUGACAGUUGUGUAUUUAAACACUUUGGCUGAGUUCUGCCAAAGGUGUUUAUGGUGUAGUUGUUACACAUUGUUUGUUUUUUUUAAAUAAACUCUCCAUGGAAAUUUAAGCAUGUGUUAUGUAGUAGUAGUGCCAAUACAGGCAAACUAAUAAAUUAGGAAGAAGAAAUGCAAUGAUGCAAAUAAUAUUUGUGUUUAAUUGGCUAAGUGUCUAGUUAUAGACACUAAUUUUGGACAAAUUAUUUUCUUUUGUUUUCUUUAUAUUUCAUCAGUUUUUGAUUGGUGUGGGAAUAUGACUGUUAUACGUAGAGACUUGGAUCUAUUGCAUGUGGUUGUGUGAAAAUGAUAACGUGUGUAAGUUAGGGAAUUAUUUUAUCUUCAGUUUUUAGGGGGGCAUUUGAAAGCAGUAGAUAAAAGUAAUAAAGUUAACCAGGUACCUGGAUACUGCUACAAUGUAUCUUGUGAUUUUAAUCUGUAACACAGAACCUGAACAUUAGUCUAUUUAAGAAAAAAAACUAUUUAAAACAGUGGGGUUGUUAACCUCCAACUGUUAAGUUUGUUUAUGUAGGAGUAAAAUAAAUGAUAGUGUAAAAAUGUUA